This is a messenger RNA of Paraphaeosphaeria sporulosa, 1580 nucleotides long. RefSeq lists its product as uncharacterized. Gene Ontology annotation, biological process: regulation of DNA-templated transcription; DNA-templated transcription. The record is from RefSeq and is a predicted model, not a curated record. Lineage: Eukaryota; Fungi; Ascomycota; Dothideomycetes; Pleosporales; Didymosphaeriaceae. Gene Ontology annotation, molecular function: DNA-binding transcription factor activity, RNA polymerase II-specific; DNA binding; zinc ion binding. Bases 30 to 1580 code for a protein of 516 amino acids. The transcript is spliced from 3 exons.
UGUAACGACACUGAACGAGACGAGAUGCUAUGCCACCUGUAGCCUCUACCAGGCGAGGACGCCGAAUCUCAUCCAAAGCAUGCGACGCCUGUCGUUCUCGAAAGGUGCAAUGCAUCAUAGACGGGGACGGCCAGGUCUGCAAUCGCUGCGCAGCGAACCAGAUAGACUGCACAUUCCUUAGCCAGCGCAAACCGCGCGGGCCUCCACCACGGCCGUUCAACACAUUCGCCGUUCCAGUGGGUGAACUCUCCCUCGCACUCUUCUGCGAUCCAUCGGUGCUACGACACAUUGUGCGAGACUAUCUCGACCUUGUAUACCCGCUGCUUCCUCUCGUCCACCGCGGAACGUUCAGUACGCAAUUUGAAACCAACACCAUCGAUGCAGCGGAACACGAACCGGCCUUCUUCCGGCUCUGCCUCGCGCUCUGUGCCGUGACGGUGGCAUCUCUCCCGAAGAAGUUCAAUGAAUACAGCAGGGGAAGAUAUGCCGAUAUCGGCGCGAUGGUUGACCGCGCAUGUCAUCUAGUAUUGCUCAGCAGGAUCUCUACGGAGUCUCUGUGGCAGGAACAUCCAGCCACCAGCACUGUAAUUGUGUCUGUGCUGCUUGCUACCGCAAGCCUGUAUGCUGGAAGGGCGAACCAAGGAUGGGGCUACGCAAUCGAGGCGAUUCAUUUCUUCCGUGCGCUGGGACUCUAUCGACCAGAAGUUUACGAGCACUUGCCGCCUCUCGAAAGAGAGUUUUGCAAGCGAACGUUCUGGCUGCUUUACAUCAUGCAAAUACAUGACCGUCUUUCGGCUGUCAUUCCUCACACUGGGCUCAGCUUUGACCCUCUGCGAACUGACUGGCAGUUUAUGUUCCCUCAGGAACUUGACGAUGAGGAUAUCAUAAACCCAGUCGCUCUGGUCACCGGUACCCGAGUUUAUUCAGGAUUGCCGGUGAUCUCUGGCUUCAUUGCUCUGAUCAAGGUCUAUCUCUGCAUCGUCGAUCUGCUCUCCUAUGGCCUUCCCGGUUUCUAUCCCCCUGUCUACGCCACGAGCUUCAGCAGCGUCCACGCCUCGAUACAUCCCGGCCAGUCGCUUGGAACGGAUGCCACGAUGAGUUUGAAAACCCUACUUCGCAUUGUGAGAAAAGUGCAGACCGCACUCGAACAGCUGCCUGAUGAACUCAGCAUCUCGACGCAGCCCCAAACACCCGAAGGGCAAUCACCGAGCUCUGAAUUGCUGGAAAAUCAGUUCAACAUCAUGAAGGCCAAUAUCCACAUCACGAGUCUCUACAUACAAAGCACGAUCCUAGAAGCCUGCUCCAGCGCGUUCUCGCAUUCGAACGGCGACAUGGCCGGUUCGCCUCUUGAAACAGGGUCAAGCCUAGGUGCACCGCCUCGGACGCAAAUCUGGGUGUAUAGAAAGAGCAUCGCAAAAGAGCUUCUUGAUGUACUCCAUUUUUGUUCUUCGAGAAGCCUGGAGGCGAACGGGCAGUCCGUCAUUGUGAAAAUCCGCGAGAUCGCGGCUACUCUACUCAACAAUGAUGAUGUUUCAAAAGCUUCUUCUGAGCAGGAGGAAGAAUCGCGGCAGCUAUUAUGA